Molecule: messenger RNA, 2364 nt
Organism: Talaromyces amestolkiae
Lineage: Eukaryota; Fungi; Ascomycota; Eurotiomycetes; Eurotiales; Trichocomaceae
Exons: 5
Coding region: 1-2364 (787 amino acids)
Biological process (GO): fucose metabolic process; glycoside catabolic process
Cellular component (GO): lysosome
Molecular function (GO): alpha-L-fucosidase activity
Source: RefSeq, a predicted model, not a curated record
AUGACUUCUAUCAACAAGUACUUGGCUUUGUACGCCUCCUUCUUUUUUUCAGCAUUGGCUCAAUUGGUGUUCAACCCGGUGAAUAAUUUUCGUCCAAUUUCUGGGGAAGCUCCUUCGCUUCCCCUCAAUAUAGACACACUCUUCAACAAUCGGGGGUUUGGAAAAGUACCCGGCGAUGCUGAUUUCGAUGGUAGCGGCGGCGCCUAUCCUGCCGGAGACUUGCCGCCGUCCAGUUUUAUCUACAAUGGUAUAAACUAUUCGUUUCCUGAAUACGUACCCGUAGGGAACGACAAUGUUGUCGCACUUGGGCAGACUCUCAAUGUUCCCCAGGGGAAGUACUUCAGCCUGCAGAUGCUAGCGGCGUCCGAGUCCGGCAUGGAGGCCGGUUCGGUCAAUGCAAAGUAUGCUGACGGCACAACAAGCACAGGGCAAAUCCUUGUACCGCCAUGGUGGAGUUGGCCGUAUCCUGCCGGAGGAGAUCUGGUGUUUCCGUACCAUCUCAUCAAUGAUGGCAUCGAUUACAACCGUUCUAAUAUCUUUCAGACGAUCAGUUGGUUAGAUUCAUCCAAGGAACUGGUUUCCUUGACGCUGCCUGAUAUUGGAAACACCAUCGGAUCCAGGAUGCAUAUUUUUGCCGCAUCACUGUCUCCUGUAUCCGCAUCGGUUGCUUCUGGUCCACAGCUGGAGGUCCAGUUUGCACGAUCAACUCAAAAAUGGGUUGAUGGGACCGACAAAACUCAAAUUAUCGAAGUGCUCGUGAACAAUGUUGGUUCAGACAUGGUCUUGGCAAACCAUUCAGUCAGCGUCACUGUUGACUCUCCGGGACUGCAGACAGUGCAAAAAGGUACUAUAAAAAGACUGCGUGCUGGCGAUCAGGUCACUGUGGAUAUUGGGGUGGUUAAUAAGCCUGGAGUCGAGCCUGGCAGCACUGGUAAUGCGACUAUUCUCGUGUCGGGACACGAUGUCAGAAGUAACGUGUACACGUUUAACGCAACUUACGGUAUUGGCUCCUAUAAACCGACUUACGAAUCGGUGUACUCGCACGAGUCCCCAAAUUGGUACAAUAAUGCCAAGUAUGGCAUCUUUGUUCACUGGGGUGUGUACUCUGUUCCAGGAUGGGGAAACUCGGGUUCCAGGGAGGCAUAUGCUGAGUGGUAUUGGUGGUCUCUCAACCAAGGGACCAGCUCCAACACACAGACAUAUCAGUAUCACCUACAAACUUACGGUCCAAAUGUGGUAUACGACGACUUCAUCCAGAACUUUACGGCGGAUGCUUGGGAUCCUAAGGAAUGGGUAGAUCUUUUCGCCGACGCAGGAGCUAACUAUUUUGUACAAGUCAGCAAACAUCAUGACGGAUAUGCUCUCUUCGAUCUCCCAGCAAACGUAAGCAUGAGAACAUCGGUUGCUCAGUACCCGCAUCGGAACUUGUUGAAGGAGCUUUUUGAUGCUGCCCAGACAUACCAGCCGCAUCUCCAUCGGGCAGCUUACUAUUCAUUGCCAGAGUGGUUCAAUCCGGCUUACGAAAAAUAUGGCUUCGGAAGCUGGCCUGGAGGGAAUGCAACCAAUCCGUUCAACAACAAAACUCUUCCUUAUACUGGUUUUGUUGAGAUUCCUGACUACAUUGACGACGUCAUGCUCCCCCAAAUGAAUGCCCUUGCUGACCUUGGCUCUGAAAUUAUGUGGUGUGAUAUUGGUGGGCCAAAUAAGACUGCCGAGUUCGCGUCAUCUUGGUACAAUCGUGUAGCUGAGCAAAACCGCCAAGUAGUGAUGAAUUCGCGGUGUGGAUUGCCUGGUGACUUUGACACCCCUGAAUACGCACGUUACUCUGGGGUCCAAGUUCGCAAAUGGGAAUCCAAUUUGGGCAUGGAUCCUUUCAGCUACGGCUACAAUCGGGCUACCCCCUUGUCGGAUUACAUGAAUGCUAGCACAAUCGUGACGAGCUUAGUCGAUAUUGUCAGUAAGAAUGGCAAUUUUCUGCUAGAUGUAGGGCCGCAGGCCAAUGGCACAAUCAUCGAAGUCGAACAGCGCAAUCUCCGGGAGGCCGGGGUAUGGAUCAAGUCCCACGCAGAAGCCAUCUUCAACACGACGUACUGGUUUGUGACUCCUCAGGAGGGCCAGGAUAUUCGCUUCACGACAACUCCUAAUGCUUUCUAUGUCUUAAGUCUUGCAAAACCGAAUUCAACCAUGAUCCUGAGCAGUCCGAUUCCAUGGAUUUCAGGAGACAGAGUCACUGUCGUUGGCGGCAAGCGGAACGGUGAAGUAGUACCUAGUCAACAACUGAAGGAUGGAUCUAUACAGUUGAAUAUUUCACAGUCAAUCGCUGAUGCAGAUCAAUACGCCUGGGUAUUCAAGAUCACGUACUGA